CACACCUCACCACACAGCAGCCAGCCCUGUAGGUCUGUGGAGUUGCGGAGACACCACUGCCAUCUGGGCACUAACAUACAGCAGCAGUAAUUAGAUCCAUAGACCCAGGACCCAGGCACAGUCCAGCCCAGUCCCAGCCUGUCAUAUAGCAGGGCCCUCACGGACAACUUAAGGGCCUCGCCAACACAGCUCUGGUCUUCAGAGAGGCGUUUGGUUCAGUUGUCUCACUGCAUUUCCUUACUGGAUUUCCAUCUUGCAGUCACUGGUCACUGGAAAGAGCAAGCGGAUUGAAGGUGUCAAGAUGUCCAUCGCUAAUGCAGCCGCGCAGGCCAUGCUGUCAGACGCCUUGCUCCGGGACGGCGCCGGGGGCAACCAUAUCGGUCACCUGGAGCUGGAGCUGCCGCUCGACAGGGUCAUCAAGUUUGUGUCCGUGGGGCUGCCCUUGCUGCUGGUGUCCAUGGCCUUCGCUCGCGAAAUCUCCAUCGGCCCACAGAUCAGCUGUUUCCCACCUAACAACUUCACAGCCAGGCAGGCAGCCUAUGUGGACACGUACUGCUGGGACUCCCUUAUGCACCAUGAGUUUGACACAGAUGGAAACUUCGAGGAGCGAUCCCUCUGGGUGCACAAGAUUUUCCCGUACUCUCUGUUGGCUAUGACCAUGAUGAUGUACCUGCCUGCCCUCAUCUGGCGUUUCCUCGUGAUGCCAUCGCUGGGCUCUGACCUGCUCUUCAUCAUUGAUGAGCUGGACAAGUCCUACAACCGCUCCAUACGAUUGGCUCGGAGCAUCCUGGAGAUGCGCCAGAACACCCAGAACCCCCUCACCUUCCAAGCCGAGCUUGAGAGGGCCAAGAGGAAGCGCUACUUCGAGUACCCCCUGCUGGAGAGGUACAUGCAGAGCAAGCAAAGCUCCUACUUCCUGGUCAGCAUGCUCUUUCUUCGCGGCUUCCUCUUGCUCACCUUCAUGUCGGCCGCCUGCCUCUACCUCGUCUAUUUCCACAUGUCCGCCUUCCUCCAGGACGAGUUCAGCUGCUUCGUCCGCACGGGCCUGCUGCGUGACCAAAACUGGGUUCCCGAGCUGGUCCAGUGCAAGAUGACCGGCCAACUGGUCUUCCAGGUGAUUAGCGUGGCUAACGGCGCUAUCUAUGUCCUGCUGGUGCCUAUCGUGCUGUUCAGCUUGGUCCGCCUCUUCUGCUGGGAUACGACUCUAUUGUCGGUGUAUGAGGUUCUCCCCGCAUUGGGCCUCAACAGUGGUCGCAAGCUGGGCUGCCCGCUCAACGACCUCAACGUUCUUUUACUGUUUCUGCGCGCUAACGUGGUGCACCUGCAGUCUUAUGGCAGGCUGAGGGCUAUAUGCUCGCUGGCGCCCCCGCAGAUCGGGAAGGGGAAUGGCAUGAAGGGUGUGAGGAUGCUGACGGCGGAGGAGAUCGAGGAGAGGGCCGAGAUGGCGCAGGAGUUGGAGGAGGACGUGGAGGAGCUGCAGGAGGAAGGGAAGCUCAACCUGGUGGACAUCAUGACCAUCUUAGGAGCAGCCCGGGGAAACGCUGUCAACUGCACCGAGUCCAGGCCACUGGUGGAGGAGAAUAUGAGUCUGGAGCCAAACCACCAGGGGUACCAUGAGUUGAAGGAGACUGCAUCAUGUAAAAAUGACUAAAUCACCAAUGGACUGAACCAUCAAUGUGACACCAAUCAAUGUGGAUGAAGGAAAAAUAUACUGAACAAAAAUAUAAACGCAACAUGCAACAAUUUCAAUGAUUUUACUGAGUUACAGUUCAUAUAAGGAAAUCAGUCAAUUGAAAUACAUUUUUAGGCCCUAAUCUAUGUAUUCCAAAUGCCUGGGCAGGUGUGCAGCCAUGGGUAAGCCAGGCCCAGCUAAUCAGAAUUCGUUUUCCCCCCAAAAAAGGGCUUUAUUACUGACAGAAAAACUCCUCAGUUUCAUCAGCUGUCUGGGUGGCUGGUCUCAGACAAUUCCGCAUCUGCAGUUGUAAGACCGGUUGGAAUUACUGCCAAAUUCUCUAAAACAAUGUUGGAGGCGGCUUAUGGUAGAGAAAAUAGCAUUUAAUUCUCUGGCAACAGC
Molecule: messenger RNA, 2074 nt
Organism: Salvelinus sp. IW2-2015
Lineage: Eukaryota; Metazoa; Chordata; Actinopteri; Salmoniformes; Salmonidae
Product: homeobox protein PKNOX2-like
Biological process (GO): cell-cell signaling; monoatomic cation transport; regulation of transcription by RNA polymerase II
Cellular component (GO): plasma membrane
Molecular function (GO): wide pore channel activity; RNA polymerase II cis-regulatory region sequence-specific DNA binding
Source: RefSeq, a predicted model, not a curated record